UGAUGAUUCACUUGAGUCUUGUUUUGCAUUUAGUAACAUUUAUAUCUCGCUGCAGCCACACACGGUGUUUUUUACGUAUGAUAUACGAACGCUAAGCUUACCGAAUUUGACUUUUUGAUUAAUUGCUUCUGAUCGAUAGAAACGUAUGCAAUAUUAACGUAGUCCGGUUGAAUCAAUUUCGUUUUCAUUGAACAUUAUCUGUGCAUUCCCACUCCCCGGCUCCCCAAUUAAAGUCGACGAACAAAGAAAUAAAAUAGAGAAAAUGGGCGGAAAAAUCUGUGACAUCAGCAAUGAAGUUAAAGACGAACUACGAAAAUUUCGCUUUCGCAAGGAUAACAUCAAUUCGGCGUUGAUUUUAAAAGUCGAUCGAGAUAAGCAACUCGUCUGUGUGGACGAAUUAAUCGAACAAAUCACAAUGGAAGAGUUGCAGGAACAACUACCGGGACAUCAACCGCGGUACAUUGUUUACAGUUACAAGAUGAUUCAUGACGAUCAACGGGUUUCCUAUCCAAUGUGUUUCAUAUUCUACACACCGCGGGACAGUCAAAUGGAACUGCAAAUGAUGUAUGCCGGUACGAAGCGAGCGCUGCAAAAGGAGGCCGACUUGACGAAGGUGUAUGAAAUCAGAGAGUUGGACGAACUGACCGAAGAUUGGUUGAAAGAGAAUUUGACGCGCGUUUAGAUGCCAAUCUCUGCCGAGCGAAUUCUGGAUUGGUUAGCCAGUCAGAAUUGUUUAAUGAACUCAAGUAAUUUACUAAAAAAACAUUUGCAACCAAAAUUGACUCUAAUGUGCGGUUUAGUUGGGUGGUUCACCCUUUUUAAGUGAGGUCAGAGGAUGUUGUGGAAUUCGUUUCUUUAGUUACAUUGAUAACGCAUAGUCGGUCAUACUUUGGACAGUUAACAUCCACACAUAAUUCUCAAAAUUUUAAACAUUCCUAGCCUAAAAGUCCCGUAUUUUUUCCAGUAUUUGUCUUAAAACUGUACCCAAUCGUGAAAGCAAAAAUUUGAAGUUUUUAAAGAAUUAUCAAAAUUCGAAAAAUUUAAAUCUUAGAAAUGGCUAGUCCACUGUUAUCGACAACUACGACAAAAAUGACCGAUGAACUCUGACUAGUGUUCUUUUAUUGAGCGGAAUGCAUGAUAGAUUUUGACGCUACUUCACACAAUUGAAGUAGCAGAUUCAAUUGUCUCGUAUGGAUAGCCGUUUCUAAAGGUUUGAAUUUAACAAAAUCAAUAAAACAGUGCCAAAUAUAACAGAUGUAGAGCCAACAUGCAUAUCACUGCCUCACGGUUUGAAGUUAUGGUAUAUUGUCAUACUAACCGAAUUGAAAAGUGCCAGAAGGGACAUUCUACUUACAUCUUUGAGAAACCGAACUUCUAUUGAAAUAAAGGUACUAGUGCCACAUGAAGAGAAAAAGUAUCAAGGCCUGUUGAAAGCUCUGUCUUUGUGCUAACAAAUUGAAAGAUUCAUAUGUUUGACUUGCUAGGCACAACGGACUUUUUUUAACAAUUUUUUUUAUUAACUUUGAUUCUUAAUGAUUAAGUACGAGAAUUCCGCCAUUGGUCCUGUCGUGCAAAACACCUUCUUUUUGACUGAUAUUGGUAGAAACCAGAUAUGAGCGGGUUAAGAACAGAUUUCUGGCCCUUUCGGAAACUAAUAAAAACCAUUUUAAGUGUCGUGUGUUCUAGGUGGCAUAACACGGCCCGUUCAAUAUUAUAUAAUUUCUGAAGGUAUGUCGGGUUGAUUCAGGUUUUAAUAUCACUACCCAAUCCAACCCGAAUUUAAUUUUUUGAAACCCAACUCCCCAAAACCCGAUUUUUCGGAACAGUCCGCUCAUCUCUAGUCUCUACGAUAUCAGACGAUUAAUGAAUGCACUUGGCACUCAUGCCGUUCGAAAACGACAGUGGCAUAGAUAUCAAGUUUGUUUUUGAAAGAUCCUACAGUUGUUAUUUGCUCAACAUGUAAAAAUCGCGCACAUAAAUUCGAAUAUUACCGAAGACCACUUUACGCCAGGUCCAUUAAAUUUUAUCGCAUUUUUAUAACACACCCAUGUGGUUGUUAAAAUGAAGUCACUUUGUUGAUAGGAAAAACCUACCAAGUACGAUAAGCAAUCCAACAAUCACAGUACGACCAAUUUUUGUACAUUUUUAAUAUUCAAUUUUUAACAGCCAAAUUUUACAUAAAACAGAACAAAGUUGAGGCAUUUGAGACAAAACAAAAAAUGAAAAAAAAAGACAAAAUACAAAACUUGCCGAAACUUGCCACCAGAAAAUUCCUUUGAAAUUAAAUACAAUUUUUGGAGAUUCCAUUUUAAUCUUAAGUUCUUGCAUUCCUCGUUUAACAUCCCAACUAAAAAUUAGAGCAGUUACAGUAGAACAGUAGAAAAAAACUUUCUUGUGGUAGAGGAAUGUGUUUUAGGACAACAAUCGAUAUAUAAUGAAUUUACUCAAUCUAAUGCACCAAUUACAACGUAGAUAAUCAUUGAUAAAACAAAUCGUUCAAGCACUAAAAAUGAUAGUUUUCUAAAUUAAUAAAAUGAAUGUGCGACUCAACUUAUAAGCUUUAAAAAUUUGUGUGAAUGAAUUCCAAAUAGUUUUAUAUAACCGAAAAAUGAGAAAAUUUAUAGUGUUCAUGUUAGUGUGUUACUAUUGUAGAGACGCUAUAUAGGUAUACUGUAAAAUUAAUGUUGAAUAAAUUCGUCAACAACAAU
Molecule: messenger RNA, 2708 nt
Organism: Bradysia coprophila
Lineage: Eukaryota; Metazoa; Arthropoda; Insecta; Diptera; Sciaridae
Gene: GMF
Product: Glia maturation factor
Biological process (GO): actin filament debranching; negative regulation of Arp2/3 complex-mediated actin nucleation
Cellular component (GO): cortical actin cytoskeleton
Molecular function (GO): actin binding; Arp2/3 complex binding
Source: RefSeq, a predicted model, not a curated record